CAGCAGUAUGAUUUCUGUGCCUGAACUGUUGGGUGGAAUUUGCCAAAAAUUGUGGACUAAAAUCGUGUGCUAAAAUCGUGUACUAAAAUGGCAACCGAAGGAGCGGUCGGUUGCGUGAAGGACGCUCUUAAAGCCAUGGCGCCCAAAUUAAACUAUCUUAAAGAGUUCUGGCGCCGUUAUCUAAUUGUCGAGCCGAUAUUGAUUUUAUUUUGGUCACCAAGUGUAUUAAGUUUGGACUAUUUGCCGAUAAACAAUGAAUGCCGCUUUAAUCUGAGCUACGACGCAUUCACGUGCUUUUACAUAGCAGGCGAAACCUUUUGGCCCAAUUUUCAUUUUGAUGUUUGCAAAGAUGAGACUGAUCCACUAUUGAACAAUGUGUAUUUAUAUAGUUCAAGAAUAGCAUUCGUUAUUCCAUAUAUUAUUUUAAUGUUUUCUGGAGGCUGGGCGGAUCGAUACAAUCGGCGUAAAGCAUUCUUAAUUAUACCAGUUGUGGGCAGAUGACUUUACUAUAAGAAUCAGUUCAUUUUUUCGGUAUUCUUUGAUAGUCUGCCGUUAAAAUAUAGUUGCUAUAGCUCAAUGCUGCCAGCUCUUUUUUGGGGAUAGUCCAUGCUUCAUGAUGUCUGUGUUCAGUUACAUAACCACAACAACUCCAGAGAGUGAUCGAUUUUUACGCUUCAGUAUCCUUGCGGUAUUUAUUUUACUUACAAACUAUCUAAGUGUAAUCAUUGAGCCUAUCAAUUACUUUGGGUAUUCAAUAACUUGCGCAAUAUGUGUGCUUAUUCAAAUCGCUGGCAUACUCUACGUUAUCUACUUAGUGAAAGAGCCGAAGUCAAAUGAAAGUUUUUCUCAAUGGAAUGAUUCCGCUGCCGAUACUCAUUUAACAAAUCUGGAUGACUUGCCGAUUAAAGAGAACGUCACAGAUGUGCAAUUAUCGUUAAAACCUCCUCGCCGAAAUGUGUUGAAAGAAUUCUUUGAUCCGAGUCUGCUGUUGGAGUUUAUUAAAUUACCUUUUAAGAAACGAGGCAAUAAUGGUAGACUUAUAUUUCUGCUAUUAAUUUUGUGUUACUACUUGACUGUGGGAACUGUAUACAUUGAAUCAAAAUAUUAUUAUGAUCAUAGUCACAACACAUACAGAAUGAAAAAACUUGUGACAUCUAUUAUUGGAGCCUGUCUUUUUGGUGUAAUUUUUAGUAAAAUGUGGAAAUUCUCCGAUUCCAUGAUUGGAAUCUGGAUUGCUGUCUUCACAGCUGUGUCUCGUGGCAUGUUUGUCAUUGCAGAUACUAAAACAACUUCUAAAGAGUUUUAUACUGCUGAAGUGCUCGAUUUGUUUUCCAUUCUUCGUAUAAUACCAAUUAAAUGCAUAGCAUCAUCUAUUAGUGAGGGCGAUGGAAAAUUAUUUUCUUUCUUUGGCAUCUUGGAAGCAAUUUUUGUCUUCAUAUAUCCACGCAUUUUUGUUCCAGUCCUUUCUGUCGUAAUUGAUUCAUUUGAGAAUUUAAUGUUGCUAUUUAUUGAACUGUUUUACGUACCAAAUGUGCUGAUUUUGUUUGCUUGCUAUUUCCUAAUUCGUCGUCGUAGUGUGAACUUGGCUUACCAAAGUUAAGAAACUGAAGGGAUAAAUACAGAUCCGAAGAUCCAUAAUCAAAUUUCUCAAAGAAAUAUUCCUUA
This is a messenger RNA of Drosophila sulfurigaster albostrigata, 1665 nucleotides long. RefSeq lists its product as uncharacterized. Gene Ontology annotation, molecular function: transmembrane transporter activity. The coding region runs from base 614 to 1600 and encodes 328 amino acids. Gene Ontology annotation, cellular component: membrane. Lineage: Eukaryota; Metazoa; Arthropoda; Insecta; Diptera; Drosophilidae. The record is from RefSeq and is a predicted model, not a curated record. Gene Ontology annotation, biological process: transmembrane transport. The transcript has 7 exons.